ACGCAAUAGGUCUCAGCUCCAACUACGGGCAAUAUUAGAAUACUCCAUAUCUCCCUAAAUAUAUUCUUUAUUGAUGCACAUAUAGUACUAUGGCUAACAAGACGCAUCCCCUCUGUCAAGUCCUUGCUGCAAAGAUGAAAAAUUUCCUCAUCUAGUCCUUACGCAAGUCGCCCCGGCUGAUCGAAGACCCUAUGUGCGGGGUUAUCCCAGGCCGUGAAUCGGCACCCCCGAAACCCCUCAACACCAGCGCCGUAACGAUCGCACGGUUGCCGCUCAGGUCUCGGCGCAUGAAUCGCGUUUCUGGCAGAAUGGUCGACGAAGCCAAGCUGCUGAUGUGAAGCGACGGACGUCGCUGGAGACAUGAUCGGGCAAUGCCUCGCCGUGUCACCUCGCCCCCUCUGCCACUCCUCGUAGGGUGGCUGAGGCUCGUCCAGCCUAUGCGCCGGGUUGUCCCACGCUGUCGGGCGUCUCCCCCGAACUCCCUCACCGCCAGAGCCGUAACGAUCGGACGCUAACAAAUCAGAAUUCACCCACUGCUGUGUAACCCUAAUCGACGGAUCGGCGAACCCUACAUGUGGUUAGAGACAUAUGCAAUUAAUCUCUUCUUGGGAUGGCUUUUAAAAGCGUCCCUAAAUGCAGUUUAGAGACACUAUUAAAAAAUGUUCCUACAUGAGUUUAUGUUUUCGGAUUAACUAAGUAAUUAACGUUAGCGAAACAUUGAUGUUUUCAAGAGAGGAAUAUUGGAGGCUGCAACGCCAAUCAUCGAAGAAGAAAUCGCCACAAAAUUAGAGAUUUCAACUAAUAGCUUCUGCAUUGCCGAUUUCGGGUGCUCAACCGGAAACAACUCUUUUCCGGCCAUGCACACGAUCAUCGAAGCUGUCAAACAAAAAUACGAAUCCUCUGACCUCAAAACCCCAGAAUUCGUCGUGUGCUUCAGCGACUUAGUCUCCAACGACUUCAACACCCUCUUCCGUUCCCUCCCACCCGACAGGCGCUACAAGGCAGCCGCGGUAGCCGGAGACUUCCACGGCCGCCUUCUCCUGCCGUCGUCUGUCCACUUCACGUACUGUUCUUGGUCGCUCCAUUGGCUGACGGAGGUGCCCAAGGCGGCCGAGGGCCUCAUGUCUGUUUGGCAUGGUGGAGAUGAGAGAAAGGAGGUUUAUGAUGCUUAUUUGGAGCAAUUUGAAAGGGAUAUGGAAUCAUUCUUGAAGUGUAGGGCUGUGGAAAUGGUGGAAGGUGGAGUUAUGGCUCUUUUAAUUCCUUCACUGCCUGCUUAUUGGGACCCACAAAAGGAGUAUACCGUUGGGUCGUUGGCCGACCUUCUCAGAUCUUCCCUCCUCGACAUGGCCAAAAAGGGAAAAUUGAGUAAGGAAAAGUCAGAGACAUUCAACGUUCCAUAUCACGUUCCCACUCCAGGGGAAGUAAGGGCCAUAUUGCAAAAGAGCAAUAGUUUCAGCUUAGAAAGAAUGGACAGUUUGAAGAGUGGGACAUUGCUCAAUGUUGAUGGCCACGUGGCAUUUUUCAGGGCCGCUCAUCAAAAUUUACUUACAUACGAAUUUGGAGCUGAAACCAUCGAUGAAACGUUUGACCUUUUCAAGAAGAAACUCCAAGCUUCGCCAGUUUACGCAGAUCCUUCUAAUGAUAGAUCUCUUGUGGUUGUUGCUAUCCUCAAGCGCAAUAAUGUUUAUUCCCUCCCACCCGACAGGAGCUACAAGGUAGCAGUAGUAGCCGGAGACUUCCACGGCCGCCUGCUCCUGCCGUCGUCUAUCCACUUAGCGUACUCUUCUUGGGCGCUCCACUGGCUAACGGAAGUGCCCAAGGCGGCGGAGGGCCUCAAGUCUGUCUGGCAUGGUGGAGAGGGAGGAGAGGAGGUUUAUGAUGCUUAUUUGAGUCAGUUUGAGAGGGAUAUGGAAUCAUUCUUCAAGUGUAGGGCUGUGGAAAUGGUGGAAGGGGAAAUUAAGGCAAAGACAGACACAUUUAACAUUCCAUACCAUUUUCCCACCCCUGAGGAACUGAGGAUCAUAUUACAAAAGAGCAAUUGUUUCAGCAUAGAAAGAAUGGAGAUUUUGAAGAGUGGGACGUUGCUCAAUGUAGAUGGCCACGUGGCAAUUUUUAGGGCAGGUUUACAGAAUUUGCUUACGUAUGAAUUGGAGCUGAAACCAUCGAUGAAACAUUCGACCUUGACAAGCUUCAUCACUUUCGACGGAUCCUUCUAA
This is a messenger RNA of Salvia splendens (bonfire salvia), 2216 nucleotides long. RefSeq names its product loganic acid O-methyltransferase. The record is from RefSeq and is a predicted model, not a curated record. The transcript has 4 exons. Gene Ontology annotation, molecular function: methyltransferase activity. The coding region runs from base 858 to 2216 and encodes 452 amino acids. Lineage: Eukaryota; Viridiplantae; Streptophyta; Magnoliopsida; Lamiales; Lamiaceae.